Messenger RNA from Aspergillus versicolor CBS 583.65, 1725 nucleotides. RefSeq names its product RNA polymerase II subunit A C-terminal domain phosphatase (gene ssuA). Gene Ontology annotation, biological process: termination of RNA polymerase II transcription. Gene Ontology annotation, cellular component: nucleus; mRNA cleavage and polyadenylation specificity factor complex. Gene Ontology annotation, molecular function: RNA polymerase II CTD heptapeptide repeat phosphatase activity. Lineage: Eukaryota; Fungi; Ascomycota; Eurotiomycetes; Eurotiales; Aspergillaceae. The record is from RefSeq and is a predicted model, not a curated record. Bases 418 to 1278 code for a protein of 286 amino acids. The transcript has a single exon.
GGCUGCGGCCCUUGCUUUUGACUUUGUUCUACACCGUAGUUUUCAUUUUUCCCUAUCAUGAUAGGCAUCUCAAAGGUAGGCAGAGCUUGAUUUCUUUUUCUCCAAACACAAUUACAUGAUGAUUCCUUAUAUAUUGGAGCUGUCCUAGCUCACCAUGCGGACAACCUUUUUACUUACGCUUUUCAUCUUUCUGAACGUUACAAUUUUGUUUACUCGCACUGAAAUCCUCAUCUUCUAUUGAUGUGGCCAUGCUAAUUCUGUGUAAUAUUUUCAGGGACCACCAAGCAAACGUAUUUUCAGACCUCCUUAGAUCACAGCGAGAGAAUUUUUUUUUACCAACACACUCUUCUUAAUAUUCACAUCUAUCUUGAUCCCGCUUGUCUCCCUUAAGCCUCUCAUAAGUACCUACUUAACAAGAUGGCCUAUGAUCCACGACUAGCUGGUGCAGGCACAGGGGCUCAGGAACAUGCAACACCACCCCGCGAGGCAGUUCCAACUGCAGCCGCAGCCGCAACCACAGAUGGUAGUGCUACAAACUCGACGGAGCAAACAGCUGGGGACUCAUACAAGCUUCGCUUCUGCACCGUAUGUGCAUCAAAUCAGAACCGCUCGAUGGAGGCACACCUCCGUCUAUCUACUGCAGCGUCGCCCUUCCCAGUAAUCUCCUUUGGAACGGGCUCCCUAGUCCGCCUACCAGGCCCCUCUAUCACCCAACCUAAUGUCUAUAACUUCAACUCAACCUCCUACUCCCAAAUGUACGAUGAGCUCCUCUCUAAGGAUGAGCGCUUGUACCGAAAUAACGGUAUCCUAAACAUGCUUGACCGCAAUCGCAACGUGAAAUGGGGUCCUGAGCGUUUCCAGGACUGGGUACCCGGGUUACCGAGGACAGACCAUGUUUCCAAGGGCGAUAAGGGCGCACUUGGAACUGAAGGAGGCAUAGUAGACGUCAUCAUCACCUGCGAGGAGCGAUGCUGGGACGCCGUCGUUGACGACCUCAUGAACAAAGGCUCCUCUCUGAACCGUCCUGUGCAUGUGUUCAAUGUGGAUAUCAAGGAUAACCACGAGGAGGCCCUUGUAGGUGGAAAGGCUAUACUGGAAUUAGCCACUCGCUUGAACGAAGCUGCUGUCCAGGAACAAACAGCGCUUGGCGCACAGGGCUGGGAAAACGGAACCGGUGAAGCUCGGAGGAGCUUUGAUGAAAAAGUGCCCGAGAUUCUUGGAUCAUGGCAGGAGAAGUGGCCGAACUUGCCAGCCUUAUGGACCUUGGCUUGGUUAUAGUACUGGCUGAUGGGGUCUAUGAGUACUCAACCUUGACUCUUGUACGAACAAUAAAUAAUAAAGGAUACGAAUGAAACAUCCCCACGCUUCAAAUGCUAUGCUAUUAUUACAUGUAGUCAUCAGUCAUGUCCCGUCAUAAAAGUAAACAUCCAAAAUGCAAUACCGCAAUAAGGUCUAGACGAAAGAUCAUCACGUCGAACCUUCAGAAGACCGCUCAAGGAGAAUCUGCCGCCGCUCCUUAUACCAACGAUCCAAACAUGCCCGCCGCUCAGCCUGCGUCAUACUCUCCACAAGAAGCGCAAACUCAGUGGCAUUUGGAAACCCGAACCGCCUUGCCAUGCUGCAAAACUGGCGUUUCAUAACGUCCUCGGGAGGGUGGUAUUUGAACCGAACUGGGCGCCCGUCUUUUUGGAACGCGGUGGACAUCAUACCGGCACAUUCCUCUUG